UCGGGUCCCGAUGCUCUCGAGGAAGCGUUGGGCCGCCUUUCCAAGAAAGCAGGCGUCAGGGCAACAAUCGUCCUAGAUCGUGCCUCGGGCACAAUCCUAAAGACAAGUGGCCAGAUCAGCUCCAUCCGCAGCUCCAAGGCAUCUGGCUCGUCCGUGCCCGUUGUUGGGUCCUUCCCAGGCGAAGCCAAUGGCAACAACAACGGCCAGGACCAAGGCGCAGAGGAACUGGCAUCGAUGGUGUGGAACUUCGUGGCCACUGCGGGAAGCUUUGUACAAGAGCUUGACGCCGAGGAUGAAGUAAAAUUGCUGCGAUUACGAACCAAAAAGCAAGAGUUUGUCAUCGUUCCCGACGCCAAGUAUCUGUUGAUUGUGGCGCAUGACACGUCGUCGGCGUGA
Messenger RNA from Thermothielavioides terrestris NRRL 8126, 396 nucleotides. RefSeq lists its product as uncharacterized. Gene Ontology annotation, cellular component: cytoplasm; cytoplasmic dynein complex. The annotation marks the transcript as partial. The record is from RefSeq and is a predicted model, not a curated record. Lineage: Eukaryota; Fungi; Ascomycota; Sordariomycetes; Sordariales; Chaetomiaceae. The transcript has 2 exons. Gene Ontology annotation, biological process: microtubule-based movement. Gene Ontology annotation, molecular function: dynein intermediate chain binding.